This is a messenger RNA of Acanthoscelides obtectus, 6624 nucleotides long. Lineage: Eukaryota; Metazoa; Arthropoda; Insecta; Coleoptera; Chrysomelidae. The record is from the annotation of a GenBank genome assembly.
GAAGAAUAUACAAAAUAAUUACACCUUUUGCCCACCAGGUGGCACGUCACUGUCAGUGGUGGGGCGUCGCUUCACUCCGCGGCGGUUGCUGGCGGGUCGCGAUCCUCGCGUCGCGGCGCGCUCCUUCCUGGCGCGCUCUCAGUCACCAUCGAGUGUUCCGCAAGAUCCAUUAUCCACCAGGUGAAGCACUCUUCUUUGUCGCUCGCCGGUUACACGCAUCGAGAACGCGCCAAUGGAAUAAGCCGCGGCCGGUGACUUUGGGGUACAGUGCGGUAAAGAACGCGACGUAAGUGCGAGCGGUGAAAGCCGAAAGCCCUGACUCAGUGACUGUGAUUUUAGCAUUUAGGUUUACCUACCAGUUGGAUUAUCUUUUGUGGAUUUUUUAUUCUAUAGUGAAACAUGAAUAUGGAAGUGAAGCUUUUAGUGCUUGUACUUUGCUUUUGCGGGAUCGUGUCGGAAGGAUAUACCAAGAGAGUAAAAUCAAAACCAGAAAACCUAGAAGACACAUAUGGAGAAUUGGUGGAAGACUCGAGUAGAGCAGCACAUUUGGAAGAAACAGAUGUGCAAAAUGACGACUUCGACGAGUACGGGAUAGACGUCCCCGACGAACCAGAGGACAAUUCAGGAGGAACGGGUAGUCAAGAUGUUCCCGUUAAGAUCAUCUCCAAACCCAUGGAGUUUAUUGCCAGGAUAGGGGAUACAGUGUUGUUACCGUGUGAAGUAGACAAUCCAGAUGGCGUUACGAUAUGGCAAAAGGACGCCAACAGAAUCCUCUACCAGUCACACGUAAGGCUUACUGACAGGUCGAACCUGGCAGAAUAUGCCAACAACACCCUCGAGGUGAGGGUUAUGUCUGAUGACGAUUUCGGUCAAUACGAUUGCAAAAUCAUCCAAGCCAAAUCGAAUUCUGACGUUCUCAGCCAUAGGAUCGUCAGGGAAGCUCCACCUGUCAUUUUGGAAAUAAAGACCCGCGAAAAUAAGACUGUGUUCAAGGAGGGUGAUACGGCGACCCUGGUCUGCAACGCGACAGGCCACCCCACGCCGGAAGUGAUGUGGUACAGGGGGCGCGAGGGCGAAAGGCUAGGCAUCAAAGGGCAAAUGCUGACCAUCCCCAAUCUGACGUUCAAGAACGGGGGAUUGUACCGGUGCUUGGCAGACAACAAAGUCGGAAAAGCGGCGCAUGCGCAUAUCGAGGUCUUCGUUGAACAUAAGCCAGUAGUUAAUAUUGAGAAAUAUAUGGUUAACACUGCUAACGAACAUGAAGCUGAGCUGAAAUGCACAGUCAAGGCCUAUCCUGCACCCGAAGUUCUGUGGCAAAGAAAUGGAAAGAACAUUGAUGUCCACACUCCCAGGGUCAAGCUACGCAGCAAAAAGAACGAAUACAUCGAAAAUAUCCUAGUAAUCACCAACGUCCAGGAAGAAGACUUCGGUCAAUACACCUGUUAUGCCAAAAAUAGCCUAGGAAAAGUAGAAAAGGUCGUGAGCUUAGUGAAAACUCCCGCUAUACAGGAGUUUGUCAAACCUGAGAAACCUAACAAGGACGUGGUGUUGACGUGGAAAGUCGAAUCUAAAGCUCCAGUCUCGAAACAUGAGUUACAGUACAGGAGGCGAGGGGAUAGUGAAUGGCAAACUAUUGAACCAGAAGUGGCAAAAGAAGGUGAACAGAAGUACGUGGUAAAAUAUACACUUAAAGGACUAGAUGCAGGAAACUAUGAGACUAGGCUACGUUCAAAGAAUGAGCAUGGUUGGUCAGAUUACUCUCAAGUCAUGCCUUUCGAAGGAGUGUUGGCUAAACAUGGCUCCACUCACAAAUCUCACAAAAAACAUCAUCACAAAGAGAAAGAUCAAAAAGAUCUGAGAGAAAAACAACUUCCUCCAGCACAAGGCACUCCAGCACAGCAACAAGAAUUUGAACAAAGCUCACCACCUAUGGGAGCUUCCCAGAGCGGCUCUGAAAUUUCGAGGAUAUCUGCGAUUCUGUUUAGUAUAUCCCUACUCUUUCUCUUCCGAAUGCAGUGAAAGAAUCUUGAAACGAAUCAAAAUUAUUGAUGUCGACUCUUCCAAUUGCACUGAUGGGUAGCUUCUACACAACAAAAUACCAAAGUAUUUCAUUUGUCUUAGAAAUAAGUUAAAUUAUGAUGUCAGAACCUAUUUUUCGUCCUCUGUACAUAGUACUGAUAUAUAGUUCGCUGAUGGAAGUCGCGGGAGCGUCAGGUACUAACGGCCAAGAAACCUCAGUUUGAAAGACGUUAUUAGCGGUAUAUUCGCAAUGUAAAGAUACAUGGUUUAUUCUAAAAAGAGCAUGCACAGAUCGAAAUCUCUGUCCCAGCAAAAGUUACAACUGAUUAUGGAACUAGUAGUUCUCUGUACCAACACACAUUGGCUGUAUCUAAAUGGUUCUAACAGCUCUAGUUCUAAGUUAGUAGAUGGGAAUAUACAGAAUAGAUAGUAUCGAUCAGCUCUUCAUAAUAUAUUUUACGGUUUGUCAUACAAUAGUCAAGAAUCAGCGUCGACGAAAACUAAUUUUGGACAAAUUCAAGUAAAAAUGAAUAUAUGGAGUUAAUUAUAGGAGUCUCAAGAACAAGAAAUAAAAAGUACAUAGGCAAAUGUUGAUGAUUCUAAUGAAUGUAACGUUUUUCAUUCAAAAUACAAUAAAUUCUCUAACUUCCAGAAGACUGAAAGUAUGAUAAUUUUAAAUUAAGGUUAUGUUAACGACAACAGGUCAUGCAGUCCUCCAUCUUAACAGAACAGUUCUGAAUUAGUUCUAAACUAUACUUACCGCAGAAAAUAAUCCUGAACUCGUUCUGACUAAUUCGGAAUUGUUUAUUGGAACAUAGUGGCAUUACAUCUUUAUAUUUUUCUUUAUUCUUAUACUAUCCAUACUUUGAUGAUUUUCAUAUAAUUUGAUGGAUGAUGUAAAUGAACGAUUAAAGGCAUCACGUGAUCUUGACAUAUUCACAAGUUUUCGAUAACGGAUAUUUCAAAUAUCAAAAAGAAUUUUGAGGUCGAGGAAACAACUAUGAUUUUUUUUGUGUAAAGAGAGGUUUUUGGUCGUUAGUCUAUGUUGUUCUGUGAUAUCGUCAGAUAGGUGCAAAAUUGCGGGCCUCCUACAAAGUCUAAUGGAUGCACUGCAAAAAUUGAAUUGGAACAUUUGACCGUUUUUCUAACAUCCUAGUAACCCAGGAAAAUGUCUCAAAUACAUGGUUAUGGUCUUUCUGGUAUCCUACUAUACAUCAAACAAGAAUGAAGUAAAAAUAAUAUUGUUUCCUUCAGUAUUUAAGUUGCUAUUGCAGUACUUUAAAAAAGAUAAUAUUAAAUCAAAUAAUACUGACGAUACAGAUGUUUGUCUGCUAUUAUUUUUUAUACUUGGGCAAAGGAGGGGCCACCAUGCAGACACUAGUGGGAGUACACAUGUGAAUGUGAAUGUGACAACAGUCAAACUAGCACCUUAUUAAUAAAACUUACAUUACUAGACCCUGCGUGCCAAUACAUACAGGAAACAGAGCUUAUUAUUUUCAAAGCCAAAUGUACCAAUGUUGCCAAAAAUGUAGAUCUUUAUACACGAUGUACUGAGUUAUGUCUUCCUAUGUUUGAUAAUAUUUACAUGAAACUAUCUAAUAUAAUGUAACACUUGAAACUUAUCAUGUGCUUUUUAUGUUGAUAGGACUCCAUUGUCUGACCGCUAAUUCAAACAUUAUACAGUGUCCUGAAAGUUGGGUCUUUCCUUUCCAGAAGCACCUUCGUUUGAAAUAUCAAAGCUAAUGUGUGGUGAAGCAAAAAAUCAAAAAAAUAAAUGAUAGCUGUCUCGGGUAGGUUGAGAGGAAUAUGUAAGGGCUUAACCGUGUUCACCUUAGUUUUAUACACUAAACAUUUCAUUUGACCCCAAACAAAAAAGAAAUCACGAAGGAUCUUUAAAAACGUUCUGCAUGCACUCGCGAAGCUUCAGUAGCAUUUCGAAGACACUCGCCGUGAAUUAAAAUAAUAUGGACAACUCCGAUAUUGCUGUAUGAGUGUUCCAUUUUUGUUUCCUUUUUUGAACCUAUAUCUGAGGGUUUAGCAACACGGCCAGCGCCAGUGCCUCGAUUGAGUACUGAUGUGCAUAGUACGGGUUUACAUUUGACCUGAUCAAGGUCCAGGACCGCAUUAGGUUUGAUUGAUUUUGCGUAAAAUCAACGUAAUCUUGAGACUUUGGUGUAUAAAUAAUAUAUAUAUAUAUAAAUAAAGCGAUCUCGGCAUGCUACAGGACCGUUCAAUAUACCUAUAGUCGCAAAUCACUUUAUAGGAAAGAACCAAUAAAUGAAUUUUCACCUGGAAGAUAAAGAAACAAAAUACUUUUGUCAUUCUACUUGAAAAAGGCCAUCGUGGUGGCCGAAACACCGUACAAUAGACACUAAUUGAAAGAUAUGUGGUUUCAAUUAGCGGCGAGACAAUGGAGCUAAAGGCUCUCUGAUACAUCUCACUCAUAUUAGCCACUAAGUAUAGCUGUGCUGAAUGAAGAAACGUUGCUAACAAUUUAACGUAAUUCUAUAUUUUUCAAAUUUAUUUGAUAUUUGGUGCUAUAGUUUGAAUACCCGAUAGACCUUAUAACGAAAUAUGGUUUUCUCAAUUAUUUUUCUUAAAUAUGCGCACGUACUAUUGCUUCAUCUCAUUUCAUUUACGGUAAUCGCAAUGAAGAUGUUCAAUAAAUAUUAAGAACAACUAUGACAGGUAAUUUCAACAGAUUGUAUAAUUUACGCUUUUUGUACUGCUUGUAACCUCUACCUACAUAACUAUAUCCUUGAAACAAUGUACAAAUUACUGUUAAAAGAAAUCACUAUGAUAUUAGUUCGAUACCUAAACCGUUUGGCAAGAAGUAAUCAUAUUUCAUAUCAGUGUUUUGGUAUAGCAACUAGCGAUGCACUCUUACUAUAUCUUUAUCAAUAUGUUCGAUUCAAAAAUGUGUGAGUUGGUGGACUUAGAAGUAUAUGACAGCUGCUAAUUAACAUUCGACAAAAUAUGCAAGAUAUCUAUCAAAUCCAAAAAUAAUUAAUUUCAUUAAAUACAGUCUAUUAUUUCGAUAUACAUAUUAAAUAUCUCACAUUUUCAAGUUCUGUUAUGCAAAUUACAAAAGAAUUAAUGGAAAAACAAAAAACAAAAAUGAUGAUUUAAAGAAUGUCCCUCAUGUGUGUUUUCAAUUUGUAGUUACAAUGUUGUCGAAGAACCCCUGAUACUCCAGAAAACAGCUUAAUAAUUUAAUUUCACAAUGUUUUUUAUAUCUUUCGCAAAAUGAAAAUACUUACCCCACCAACUUAACUUGCGCUUCCGCAUAUUUUUGAACACCCAUUUAAAAUAUUCUAUAUUCAUCGGACAAUCUUAAGAUGCCAUAAUGUAAUAUUUGUUUAAGUUUGACAGCUGUUGAAUCGGCACUACAAAACUUAAUUCAGUAAGUUACCUGUAAUAUUUUAUACAUAAUAUUUUUAUAUGGAUUACGGAUUAAGAUUGGUCAGUAUUUUUGUCCUUAUGCUUUCGAUCUUCAAAUUAUUUGAUAGUCCUGUGGACAGUAGUGUCGUACAGAACUGAAGUAGUAUUUAUAUACCUUCUGUAGUAACUGUAAACAAAAUUUUCCAAAGAGCGAACUGACCUCAUUUGUCUUAUUUCUUCAUACUGCCUUCAAUUACUAGUUACACGAUAUUUGAAUGAUGAUAAGUUUUUUCAUUAUAUCUAUAGUGAAUCGAGUUGAGAGCGGUUCCCAUUUGUAUUAUUGAAGAACUCUCUUCUGUACUGCACUACAAAUCCUAAUAACGAUUCCCUGUUCAAUAAACAAAAUUCCGAUAAAUCUUUAGAAGUUGUCUCAUAUAAUUUUAUAUUUUGUAGUUAUACAUUUAGUGUGUCUUGAAGUUGCGUGUACAAACUUAAAGAAUAUAUUUGCAGGUAAUUCCAAGACACUCAACCAAUUUAGAUGUAGGUGAAAUGUAAAUACUAUUUUUGUUUAAUUUUGUGUGAUGUAACGUAUUUAUAUUUUUACAACGUUAACAUGGUUCCCUCGAUGUUAAAUGUUGAAGAGGUGAAUGACAACAAUACGUUAUAUUCUCGAUAAUUUUACCAAACACUUAUGUUAGAAAAUAUGAAGGAAAUAUUGAAAACAUAAUGUGGAGAUGAUUUUAAAUUACAUCAAGUACCUAUGCAAUAUAGAUUACUGAGUAUGAACAGAUUUUCAAAGUGUGUUUUUUCAUUGUGUUUUAUACUGUCCUGUUUCGAUCUGACUUAUACGUAUAAUUAAUUAGCUUUUUUAUUAUUAGUUUUGUAUUUCAUCUCUUCGACAAUUUUAUGGCUAAAAUCAAGAGCUAGUUAUUUAUUUUGUUUUCAAUUUUAUUAGGACUGAUAGGGGAACGAUGAAUGCCUUAUACUAAAGUUAAAAGGAAACGGAAAUGCAGAGAAUUUUAUUAAGAAAAAUACAAUGAACAUUUAGAUUGUUGCUUGAAACCUUUUGUCUCUAGGCAUAGACCUUCACAGGAUUUCCGUUAAAAAUUGGGAUAUUAAAGAAAUUCUGAACAAUGCGAUGCUUGAAAUUUUUAAUCGAAAUUCUUUGUGGGCUAUGAAAAUUGUAUAUGUAUGUAUAAUAGAAAAAAAUAAUUAAUCGCUGAA